Candidula unifasciata is the source of this 155-nucleotide messenger RNA. The record is from the annotation of a GenBank genome assembly. Lineage: Eukaryota; Metazoa; Mollusca; Gastropoda; Stylommatophora; Geomitridae.
AUGCAGACUGUAUGUCAGCUGAACUGGAUCUUGCGAGUCCCACAGGGAAGGGGUGUGUGGGGUACAAGAACGAUGUUUAAAAAAAAAAUCCAAUGUCAAAAUGGCAACGUUACACUAAACAAUUCUUCUGAUAGUCCUGGGCAGAGGAGAGAGGG